Molecule: messenger RNA, 2991 nt
Organism: Raphanus sativus (radish)
Lineage: Eukaryota; Viridiplantae; Streptophyta; Magnoliopsida; Brassicales; Brassicaceae
Product: phosphatidylinositol 3-kinase VPS34
Biological process (GO): phosphatidylinositol-3-phosphate biosynthetic process; endocytosis; autophagy of peroxisome
Cellular component (GO): membrane; phosphatidylinositol 3-kinase complex, class III, type II; phosphatidylinositol 3-kinase complex, class III, type I
Molecular function (GO): 1-phosphatidylinositol-3-kinase activity
Source: RefSeq, a predicted model, not a curated record
GUAGGAGUUGAUUUGGCCGGAGCCGUGUACGUAAGACUCGGGAGUUGGGAUUACGUCUACUCCUUCCUCCAAAUCGGAUCGGAUUGAUUCAAACAAUUCCGCAGAUGAAAAAAACCCUAAUUCGAAAGUUGUACUAGAAAGUCAGGAAAUCAAAUCAAAUGGGUGGGAGCGAGUUUCGGUUCUUCCUCUCCUGCGAUAUCAACUCCCCCGUCACUUUUCGUAUCGACAAGCUCGAUGGAAUCUUUCCCAUCCGGAAAUCCCCUGAUUCGGAGGAGAAAAAACCAGAGCUUUACAUUGAGUGUGCAUUGUAUAUCAAUGGAGCUCCUUUUGGCCUUCCCAUGACAACAAGAUUGCACACUACAGGACCACCAUACUGCUGGAACGAACUCAUCACUCUCAGUUCUAAAUACCGGGACUUGACUGCUCACUCUCAACUUGCCAUCACAGUAUGGGAUGUUUCGUGUGGAAAAAGUAAUGGACUGAUUGGUGGUGCCACCAUCCUUCUCUUUAACAGCAAGAUGCAAAUGAAAUCAGGGAAGCAGAAGCUUAGGCUCUGGCAAGGCAAGGAAGCGGAUGGUUCAUUUCCUACCUCUACUCCUGGAAAGGUUCCACGGCAUGAGCGCGGUGAGCUAGAGCGUUUGGAGAAGCUCCUGAAUAAGUUUGAGAGGGGGCAGAUCCAAAGCAUUGAUUGGCUGGACCGACUUAUGUUGAAGUCCUUGGAUAAAAUCAAGGAACAAGAAAGUUCCAAACAUGGAAACUCAAAUCUUUACUUGGUUAUCGACUUCUGUAGUUUUGAGCAUCGAGUUGUAUUUCAGGAGUCUGGAGCCAAUGUGUUGAUAACUUCCCCAAUAGGCUCAACAAAUGAAUUUGUUACAGUCUGGGAUACAGAACUGGGAAAGUUUAAUCCUUCAGAGCACAAGCAGUUAAAGCUGGCAAGGAGCUUGGAUCGCAUUAUUGACAGGGAUCUCAAGCCCAGUAACGCCGAGCGGAAAUCAAUACAGAGCGUUCUGAAAUAUCCGCCAACAAGGACACUGAGUGGAGAUGAAAGACAACUUCUUUGGAAGUUCCGUUUCUCUCUGAUGUCUGAAAAGAGAGCUCUGACAAAGUUUCUACGCUGUGUGGAGUGGAGUGAUGUUCAGGAAGCAAAGCAAGCAAUUCAACUGAUGUACAAAUGGGAAACGAUCGAUGUUUGUGAUGCCCUGGAGCUACUUUCUCCUCUAUUUGAAAGUGAAGAGGUUCGAGCAUUUGCUGUGAGUGUCCUUGAAAGAGCUGAUGAUGAAGAGCUCCAGUGUUACUUGCUUCAACUAGUUCAGGCUAUCCGUUUUGAGCGCUCUGAUAGAUCUCGACUUUCUCAGUUCCUUGUUGAACGGGCAUUACAGAAUAUUGAGUUGGCCAGUUACUUUCGCUGGUAUGUUAAUGUGGAACUUACUGAUCAUGUCUAUAACAAGAGAUACCACAGCACAUACAACUUACUCGAGGAGAGUAUGUCAAAGCUACCACCUGGUGUUAACGGAGAAGAUGGAAUUAAACUGUGGCAAAGUUUGGUGCGCCAAACAGAACUGACGGCUCAGCUAUGUACCAUUACACGAGAAGUGAGAAAUGUACGUGGAAACACACAGAAAAAAAUUGAGAAGCUUAAGCAGCUUUUAAGUGGAAUCCUUAGCGAGCUUACCUACUUUGAAGAGCCUCUCCGAUCACCCCUUACGCCUAGUGUUAUCAUAAAGGGGAUUGUGCCCGGAGAAUCAACGCUCUUUAAAAGUCAACUGAAUCCUCUGCGGCUAGCUUUCCGAACAGAAGACGAAGGAACUUGCAAAGUUAUAUUUAAGAAGGGAGAUGAUCUCCGACAAGACCAACUGGUUGUUCAAAUGGUUUGGCUCAUGGAUAGAUUGCUUAAGCUGGAAAAUCUUGAUCUCUGCCUAACACCUUACAAGGUUUUAGCAACUGGACAUGACGAAGGAAUGCUUGAGUUCAUUCCAUCACGUCCCUUGGCUCAGAUUCUCUCAGAGAACCGAAGCAUAACAAGUUAUCUGCAGAAGUUUCAUCCUGAUGAGCAUGCUCCUUUUGGGAUAACAGCCACUUGUCUCGAUACGUUUAUAAAAAGCUGUGCGGGCUAUUCUGUUAUCACAUAUAUACUUGGGAUUGGAGACAGACACCUGGACAACCUUCUCCUUACAGAUGAUGGCCGUCUGUUCCACGUUGAUUUCGCGUUUAUUCUUGGUAGAGAUCCUAAACCAUUCCCUCCACCAAUGAAACUCUGCAAAGAAAUGGUGGAAGCCAUGGGUGGAGCAGAUAGCCAAUACUACACGAGGUUCAAAUCCUACUGUUGUGAAGCCUACAACAUUCUUCGCAAAUCAAGCAACCUUAUUUUGAAUCUGUUCUAUCUCAUGGCGGGUUCCACUAUUCCGGAUAUAGCUUCGGAUCCGGAGAAGGGCAUUCUCAAACUCCAAGAGAAGUUUAGGCUUGAUAUGGACGAUGAAGCAUGCAUCCAUUUCUUUCAAGAUCUGAUUAAUGAAAGCGUAAGCGCUCUGUUCCCGCAAAUGGUUGAAACCAUACAUAGAUGGGCUCAGUACUGGCGUUAAACCACAUGGUUUAACAGACACCGUGUUAACUUGAUCAGGAUAAUAUAGAUGCCAAUUUACUUUGUCACGUUUGUAACACUCGGAGGUUUGUUUCUGUUCCGGCCUUUUAUUCAUCUUCUGUCGAAGGGCUGUGUUAUAUCUGUAAAUAAAUCUCGUUAGCCUUGGAGAACAAGAUUAUUGACACUCCAAAAACGCCGUGUUUCAUCUUCAUUCCCUUCAUCGCUGGGCUUCCUUUUCCUUGUAAACUGGUACUCCAUCAUUUUAACUCUUUUGUGAAUCGCCUGUUCGUUUGUGUUGUUGCCAUGUUAGAGCAUCUCUAUUGUAUUAGUCAAUAUUUUAUUCUAAAAUGAAAUAGAAUUUUACUCCAAUGUAUUAUUUCAUUUUUUAUUCUAAAAAUAAUGUUUUAAACUUA